Entrophospora sp. SA101 is the source of this 1509-nucleotide messenger RNA. Lineage: Eukaryota; Fungi; Glomeromycota; Glomeromycetes; Entrophosporales; Entrophosporaceae. The record is from the annotation of a GenBank genome assembly.
AUGGGACCAGUAAUUGAUAGUAAUGAAGCAAUGAGAUGUGAAUAUAUUUCAACAAUUUUGCAUUCAGCAGUUACAAUUCUUAAAGGUCUUAUCAAAGAUCAUGCUACAAAUGUUUUAAUUUUACCUCAGCUAGAAGUAUCUGGUCGUGGCAAUGAAAGUAAUAGUGAAUCCAUUGAUACAGAAUCAGAUAUUGAUCUUGACAAUUACGAAUACUAUGAUAACCAUAAUAGAGAUAUUGAUUUUCUAAUAGUAGACUACCUAGAUUUAAAUAAUUCUUUAUUUAAUUAUAAAGGUAGUAACGAAAAUGAAAUUGAUAUAAGACCGUAUCAUAUUUGUGGAUAUUCAUUUGGAGGACUUGUGGCCUGGGAGAUUGCUAAACAAUUAAUUAACCAAGGAAAGAAAGUCGGUGGAGUUUAUCUAAUAGAUGCACCAGCUCCAUUGAAGAAACUAGUAAGGCCAACCGUAAACGCUAAAGAAGUAACAAAAAAUAAUGAAAUGUGGGAAAAGGAUAUAGAACAAUUAUUAAAGGAUGUUGACCUCAAUAACAAUAACGAUGAUGACAUUGAUGAUGCUCAAACAAAAGAAUUAAAACAAACAAUUAGCAAAUUGAUAGCUUUAAUGUACAACUAUACAGAUGAUAUUAGCUCAAAUAAUAUCAACAUACCAGUACAUUAUUGGAGAGCAAGAGAAUACGAUGUAUUGCAUUUUUCUGUCAGCACCCUUUUUGGUUUUUUUGGUUCUUUUAAUCCUCAAUUAGUUGAACAACAAAUUAAAUUAUUCCCUAACAUUAAAUCAGUCGAAAAGGUAUCAAAAGUUAAAGCCAUCGCUCCUAUACAAAAUAAUGGUGGUAGUACAACCGUUAGUACUUCAUUUUAUGACUUGGAUCGUAUAGAUCAAAGAGGUAUUAAGUUAGAUGGAAAGUACACUUUUCCUACUCCAGCUGGUAAAGGUGUAAAUGUCUAUGUGAUUGACACUGGUAUAAAUCCAAAUGUAGCAGAAUUCGAUGAUCGUGUUAGAUUUGGUGGUUCUUUUUGUACUGAAUGUUCUGAAGUGGAUGAUAACGGUCAUGGCUCAGCAGUUGCAAGUGUUAUUGGUGGUAAAAAUUUUGGUGUAGCGAAAAAAGUAAAUCUUAUAGCUGUCAAAGUACUUAAUGCGGUAGGUGCCGGUUUAUUAUUUGUAUUAAUUGAACAUUUAGCAAACAAGAACAAAAAGACAGUUGUUAAUAUGUCAUUGGGUGGCGCAAUUUCUAAAAUAGAAAACGAAGUAGUACGAGUUCUCACAGAUAAUGGUAUACAUGUUAUCGUGGCUGCCGGAAAUGAGUCAAGUGAUGCUUGUAAGGUCUCACCUGCAAGUACACCAUCAGCAAUUACAGUGUGCGCAACUGAAAAGACAAGUGAUUCAAUUACUAAUUUCUCAAAUUUUGGAUCUUGCGUUGACAUUUGUGCUCCCGGUAGAAAUGUUCCUUCACUUUUCCUUGGCACCAUACCUAGGAAUUAUCUGGCAAAAUAA